Molecule: messenger RNA, 1212 nt
Organism: Sparassis crispa
Lineage: Eukaryota; Fungi; Basidiomycota; Agaricomycetes; Polyporales; Sparassidaceae
Exons: 4
Coding region: 1-1212 (403 amino acids)
Source: RefSeq, a predicted model, not a curated record
AUGCCAGAGCUCAUCGACACCUAUCUCGCUUGGCAGCAUCCGCUCUCAACUCCCGCAGCUCCUGCAGCUGAUGAAGCACGAGAUAAUAUGGCGUACACCUUCGACAUUGCAGUACUUAAUAUAUACACCCUCACCCCCUCCGUUACAGUCCCUCGUGCUGCGAAUGCCACCAUGGCCCAGAGUCUCGUGCGAAAUGGAUACCUCGGUAUGACAUCUAUCAACCCCUCCUUGGCGAUCUCUUUGAAGAGCCUAGAGCUCCUCCGAGCUCUCCGACUUUUCAAGGCUUCGUUCAGCAUUGAAGCUUUCGCCAAAUUACUGUGUCACUACUACAAGCUACCGUUUCGACACUGCUAUUGUACAGUUCUCACGGACGUGUUCGAGAUUUACCUCGCCAUCCUGCGUGAGGUAGACAAGUGCAUCACAAGCACUCUCGGUCGAGACACACUGAACUGGCGCAUACUGAAUGCUUGUCCCGCAUGUUGCUAUAAACUGGAAGACGAAUCCCCACAGGUAUGGAAGAGAAUGUUUUGCAUAGAUGGGAACAACUCCCUCAAGCGUAUCGCCCAGGUCGGUGGCAGGUUAUGCAGCGAUAUUUGCGUGUUCAACGAGAGCAACUACUACCUGUUGCUGGAGUAUGUCGAUCAAUUUGCAGAUGAGGUGGAGAAUGAGAUCCUUCAAAAGCAUGACACAGAUGAGCACAGCAACAAAAAUGAUCCAGAUCAACUCGAUGAGAUGAAUGAUCCGAUGACAGGCACUUCGGACUCUGCAGUCAUCCCAUGCACAGAUAAUUGGAAAGCGGCAGCAGCAGAUGAGAAGAAGUGCAUGUGGGCAAUCUUCGAGGAGACGAGGAUCUUCGCAAGUGCCUGUCCGCAUGAGUUCGUUCUGUGGCUGAUCAACAUGGUCCGCAGUGGCAAAUUAGCAAAGUAUCCUUUGGCCAUCAUAUCGAGGGUGCUUGAGGUGUUUGGCGAGAAGUCACUUUGCGGAUAUGACAUUGGAUGCAGUUUUGAAGGGACCAUAUGCCGCAGCUCUCUGGGUCUCGAGUGGCAACACCAUGGGUGUAGAUGCUGCGUGAAUGCCUUUCACGGGUACUCUCACAACUAUCGCUGCCAGACAACAAAUCAUCCGAACGCAAUCAUCGGCAUGAGCUUAGAGGACCUGGAGACACUCGAGCGUGUCUUCAGCAGGUCGAACGAGCUCACCCCGAUUACGUGA